This is a messenger RNA of Drosophila yakuba, 2931 nucleotides long. RefSeq lists its product as uncharacterized. The record is from RefSeq and is a predicted model, not a curated record. Bases 923 to 2224 code for a protein of 433 amino acids. NCBI's taxonomy places the organism in Eukaryota, Metazoa, Arthropoda, Insecta, Diptera, Drosophilidae. The transcript has 7 exons.
GAGCGAAUCAGUCAGAUGCGUGGCGAACGUUGAAUUUAACGGUCGGUUUGGCAGUGAAAGUGGAAAGUGGAUGCCAUCGCCGUGCUCCACGAGCCUGGCCAGCGAGUUGUUUGGUGCGAAAAAUACAAACAAAAAUCAUUAAAAAUAGCGAAAAAGUAUGUACAAACCCCAAACGAAAUAUGAAAGUGAAUGUUAGCCCAAAAGCGGAAAUACAUUAAAGUGCAUAGCUUGCUUGUAGCUAAUACAAUUCGGUUCGAACAAUCCGAGAGUAAAGUGUCGAAUAGAAAAGUGUUCAAACAUUGCGUCAGUUAAACUUGAAAAAUAAAAUCAAGUGAUACCACCACGCUUGGAGUUGGAGUCUUCGAAAUUUGCUGAGCACUUCCGGGGAGCAAAACAGCUGGACACAAGGGACAAGGCUUAUGAGUGCGUGAAGUGAAGUACUUGGCAGAUACCAAAUGGUUGCUGUCUGAAAUCAAAGAAAAAAUAAAUCAAGACCAAAAGGAAACCAACCCAUCGAAAGUUGGGGGCGUGCAACAAUUAACGGGCGGAAAUGGAAAUGUAUAAACAAUCAGCAAAAUGUGCAAAUUCGUGGAGAGCCAAUCGAAAGUCAGCUUGAGUGAAAGUGAAAAACUGCGGCGCGGGCAAAUUAUUAAUUAUCCGGCUGCUCUUUAGCGCGAUUUUCCCAGGGCGCAGUGCAGACAUUUUGUUUAUGAGCCAAUUUGCCGAGCGCAAAUAAAACCGAACCGCUGCCAGUCGAGCAUUAAUAAUUUGCAUAUUCCGUCCCAUCCCCACAUUUAACCCCCCAAAAGUCCCAAGAAACAGACAGUGCGGCGUGCGGAGUUGAAGUGUUUAUUAAAUUGUCUUUGCCACAAAUGCAAGAGAUUUUCCCGACACGCGUCGCAAUACCAUUUUCCCCCUCGUAAUGCUGGAGUUGCAACUUUGCGGAGAUUUGUCAGCCGGCGACAUGAGCGAAAUUCCCAAAAUGGGACACCAAAGGGCCACGGAUACGGGACAUCGCCAGAUCCGGAGCCACAGAAAAUCCGACUGCCGGACUCUUCCAACCAGAUGCCUCCUGCUGCUCCUCGGCGCUUUACUUUUGAGCAUGGAGCUCGUCGAAUGCGCGCUGCGCAAUGUCAAUUUAAUAAUCGAACCACCGGCGGUGCGACGGGGCCAGCAUGUGGUGCUGCGUUGCAUGUACGACCUCGAGGGGGCUCCACUGUACUCGGCCAAGUUCUACCGUGGCCAGCUGGAGUUCUACCGCUACACGCCCGGCGAGUUUCCCAACACGAAAGUGUUUCCGUUUCCCGGCAUUCACGUGGAUGUAAGCAGCUCCAAUGCCACACAGGUGCUGUUGCGCAACGUGGGAUUCGGUCUCUCUGGCAACUUUUCAUGCGAAGUGACCGCCGACGCACCGCUCUUCUCGACGGCCACCGCAGUGGACACCAUGCAAGUUGUUGAGCUGCCCGAGAAGCGUCCGCAGGUUUUCACGGAACACACACGCUACGAGCCCGGCGAUGUCCUGCGGGCCAAUUGCAGCACUCCGCCGUCGCGUCCGCGGGCAGAACUCACAUUCACCAUCAACAACUUGGUGAUGAGCAAUGUGGACAUCGAGUACAUUCGCACCAUCGAUAAUCUGAUUGCCACGCGGAUCUCGCUGAAGAUGCAACUGCAGGGCAUUCACUUCUCCAGCGUGAAUCCGGUUUACAAUAACGGUUACGGGCCGAACUCGGUUUACGGACAUGGCGGACCGGCUUAUGCACCGAAUGCGAAUCCCGGCGGAUUACUUUUGCGCUGUUCGGCGCAAAUCGGAGAACUAUACCAGGAGUUUAAGGAAAUCGAGCUGGGCACUCCGCAAAAGGAUCCGGUACCGGCACGUGUCACGCUCUCAUCCGACACGAGCUUCAAGUCUUUGUUGAGCUCGUAUUUCUCGACCUCGGCAGCGGCGGCAUCGCGACUCCUGCCCGGCGUCUACAUGGCGCCGCUUAUAAUGGCCAUGCUGGCUAGUUUAUUCCGGCUAAUUGAGGCUGCAUUCGAGCCCUGCGAUGCCAGCAGCCAGGAUCCGCAGCCGGCGACCGGACAUUCGAUGGAACAUUCCAAGGAGCGAGGGGAGUCCAAGGAGCAGCGUUCUGCUCCUGUGUCCAGCUGCAGCGCCUUCAAGGCGUCCCGACAGCAACUGGCCUGGCCAGGAUCACGGACAGAGAGUCUGGAUCUGGGUCUGGGCUAGGCGUGUGUUACGAGUUAGUUAAAUUCGAAAUAUAUUGGGGGAGUUCGCUAGACCUGGGCAAUUAAUAAGUAUUUCAGUGAUCAAACUUUCGAUUUUUUGGCUUAAACGUACUUGAAGUUAUUUUCACUGAGUCAGAUACAAAUUAUACAUUUAUUAUUUAAACAGGUCUAGGGAACAUCCGCACUUCGUUGAUUUCAAGUAUCUUCUUUUGAUGACUGCUUUUCAUGUUAACUCUUAUUUUACACCAAAAACCACACUUUGAGAUGUGGCGUCUACUAGCGAGCUAAAGAGAAAAAAACAAAUUAAGUUUAAGCAAACAUUUAUAAACUAGCCUAGUCAUAAAGAAGAAAACCGGAGGUUGGACAGCAGAACAGAAGAGUUUAAAACCUAUAAAGCAGGACACAUACACAAUUCAAAUAUAAAUGUUUACACGAACGAGAUAAACGAGUAAAAGGAGGAGAAUAUGCUAAGUACAUGAAAUUACUGAUUCUACUUUUAAUGUGCAAAAUAACACAGAAAUAAACAGAGCAGCAUAACAAACCAAAGCCAGAAAUCAAAGGUGUGUAUCCGUGGGAAGGGGAAAUGUGUGUAAAAUAUAUUUAAUGAAACAUAUUAAACUAAUUUAAUUUAAAGUAAAUAAAUCAAAGCCUUGUAUGGGCAUAUUGUAAAUGGUGGUGAAAUUAAAUAAAAUGUGUGUUAAUUUUAAA